AUGGCUAAGAUUGUUUAUGCUUCUGCCAUUGGAAGUUUGAUGUACGCGAUGGUCUGUACGAGGCCAGACAUUGGCCAUGCAGUGGGAGUUGUGAGCAGGUUUAUGUCAAAACCAGGAGAAGCUCACUGGGAAGCAGUCAAAUGGAUUUUGAGAUAUCUACGGGGCACAACAGAAAAGUGUCUGUAUUUUAAAAAAGGAGAUCUAAAGUUACAGGGCUACGUAGAUGCAGACUUCGGAGGUGAAGUUGAUCACCGAAGAAGCACCACCGGUUAUGUUUUCACUGUCGGAGCUACAGCUGCUAGUUGGAUGUCGCAGAUACAAAAGAUUGUUUGCUCUAUCCACUUCAGAGGCUGA
Molecule: messenger RNA, 354 nt
Organism: Striga hermonthica
Lineage: Eukaryota; Viridiplantae; Streptophyta; Magnoliopsida; Lamiales; Orobanchaceae
Source: the annotation of a GenBank genome assembly